UUUGUGCAUCCAUUUGUAUCUUGUAUGUUGUGUUUCGAUUUUCCUGAAGAAAAAUACCAGAGUUCGUCUAAAAAACUAGACAUGGAGCCGGCUAAUAAACUGAUGCGCAUCGAUACUGGAGGCACUGGCGAAUUUAUCCGGCAAAUAACACAACAACCAAUGCCAAUCGUUUCUCCACCUGGCAUUCACAGCACUACAGUCUCCACCGGGCAGCAGCAGUUGGUUCCACUGAAAUCGGGUUUAACUGUGAUUACAAGGUCAAUUCAACCCACCAAACCCGGUCGACCACCGUUGCCGCUGAAGCCUACCGUUACGCUGUCCAUCACCAACAAAUCUUCCGCCAAACCUGAGAAACCACCGCUCCCUUCGAAGCCUACCAUCACUUUAUCCACCACAAUCAAUGCUAUCUCAAAAUCCACUUUCCCUUCCACUCAAACACCCAUCGCUCAAAACGUACUAAAGUUUAAAGAUUCCUCUCCAUGCAUCCAACCGGCUGCCUCACCAAAUCCAUCCUUGACGCCAUUUCCAUCAUCCGGUACACUGUCGGCAAUGACUGCUGAACCGGACAGUAGCGCAUCGGUAGUUCCUUCGUCGAUUCAAACUGCUAUCUUGCAGGUACUGGGAGUUGUGCAACAAAUCCACGACACACAAAAACUGCAAGUGCAAGAUGCCAGGCGUUUGGAAGAAAAGGUAGAUGCACUGGCAAAGCGGUUGUCCAAUCUAGAGGAGCAUGUACAGCGAGUGACGGCAACACUAUCCAGCACUGGUUCUAUCAUCCGAUCCAACAAUGUAGCAGUUAAAAUGGAAAAACUAAAUUCUUUCGUAGAGAUGCAAAAGUUUAAUUUAAAACUAGGUUCAGAUAGCGAAUUUUUCGAGGACGUUGUAUUAUGGAUACAAAACGUGAUCGGUGCAGAGGACAUUCACACGAAAAUUUCCAAAACAUUUGACCUCCUGUUUGAUCGUGAAUUCUUCGCCUCGAGUGAGUGGCAAAGCGAGCCAAGUCUUCAGGUUCUGUUAGCAAAAUUUACUAGUCUUCACAAACUGCUGCAGGCGGUUGUAGGUGAGGAGUUCCAGCCACCCACGGAAGGGUAUGUGUUAAAUCUCUGUGAAGAGAAAUCAAUAGAUGAAAGUAUUCUGAGUUGAAACAUACAAAAUUAAGCAACAUACAAAGAUUAGUAUUAAGAUGACAUCACUUUUCAUACCCCUCGAUUUGAUAAACUAAUACUUCAAAAGUAUUUUUCUUGGUACCUUGGUCGUUAGCGAAUUUCCUUGUCUCUCAUGAUAUUAUCAUAUAUUUUAGAAGUCGUAUGGCAUAUAGUUGAAGCCACAUUGUUUCCAAAACAUUAGGCUAUACAGAUAGAUGCCAUAAAAUUGACUAAUAUAUUCCUUACAUUAUUCAGGACCAACAAAGGUAUGGUCUAGCUUGCAGAGGAAAAUCAUAAUGCUUGGUGAUGUUUGUUCAAACACCAUUUAUCGUCCGAGAUUGGUGUAUAACUAUUUAGAAAAAUUGCUUUAUAUAAACAACGUAAAGAUUUAUUUCUUUGGCAAUGCCAAGAUGCCCAUCAAUAAACCAAAA
Molecule: messenger RNA, 1576 nt
Organism: Anopheles coustani
Lineage: Eukaryota; Metazoa; Arthropoda; Insecta; Diptera; Culicidae
Product: max-binding protein MNT-like
Exons: 2
Coding region: 25-1143 (372 amino acids)
Source: RefSeq, a predicted model, not a curated record